This is a messenger RNA of Panonychus citri (citrus red mite), 3005 nucleotides long. Its product is annotated as sphingomyelin phosphodiesterase-like. Lineage: Eukaryota; Metazoa; Arthropoda; Arachnida; Trombidiformes; Tetranychidae. The record is from RefSeq and is a predicted model, not a curated record. Bases 758 to 2728 code for a protein of 656 amino acids. Gene Ontology annotation, biological process: ceramide biosynthetic process; sphingomyelin catabolic process. Gene Ontology annotation, cellular component: lysosome. The transcript has 4 exons. Gene Ontology annotation, molecular function: acid sphingomyelin phosphodiesterase activity.
ACACAACAAUACGAAUAAGUGAAAAUUCGUGGCUCCAUCUAUUUAAAGAGAAGAAGAAGAAAAUAAAAAAGAAGAAGAAUUAAUAAAAAGAAGACAAAAAGAAAAUGUUUUCUUCUUUUUCUAUUGACAACAAUUCUAAUCUUGUUCAGAAUUUAAAUUGUGACCAUUAAUCCGGAUUCAAGGACAAUUCUCUAUCCAAAUCAUAUAAUGUGUUCAGUGUUUCUCUCCGUUAACUAACAUGAUUCCAAUUCGCUGUCAAUCAAUGUUAACUUCAUUAAUCUUCCAACGUAAAGAUUAAUCCUUUGGCUUUUUAUUUUCUAUAUUCUAUUGUGACCUUAACCUUUAGUUUCUAUUUUUUUAUUCUCUCUCUCUCUACUUAAUUGUUGUGAUUAUCCAUCAAUUGUGAUCCAUUGAUUUCCAUCUUCCAUAUUUGUCGUAUUUCUCUCUCAGUGCCACUUUUGUCCUCUUUGUGUCUUCAAUUGAUCAACUUUUUUCCCUCCUCCAUCUUUAAUCUAAUGGAUGAGAAGUGAUAAUUGUCUUGGUAAUUGUUGUUUGUAAUUAUGUGUGUGAUUUAAUUAAUAACCACACACCAUCAUCGACAAUUUAAUUUAUCUAACCAAUUGGUUAAUAAACUACUGAACAGUAUUUAUAUAUAACAAUAAAUAUAAAUCAAAAAGAAGCCACAAUUAAACUUGAGGUUAAAACAAUUAUCCAAACGGAUAAAGAAACAAUUACCAUUGUUAAUCCUCCAUUGAAAAUGAUGACCAUUAAAUCAGUGACAGUGACUCUAAUUUUAACUCUAUUUGGAAUCACUUUGAUUCUGUUUCCCGUCAUUGCCCCUCCACCGGAUAUUACAAUAACCUCUCCUGCUAACACAUUAAUCAACGAUGAUAACAAUAAUGCCAAUAACAAUUUGAUCUCUGGAUCAUCUUCAUCGUCCGGAUCAACAUCUUCCUCUUUCUAUGGUCAACGAUUCCUAGUGACUUUAAUAUCUAAUAUAUUUGAGAUGUUAAAUUUGAAACAAGUGGUCGAGGAUAUUAAGGAAAGUCGAGCCACCGAAGCGACUUGUUAUGCCUGUAAAUUUGGAAUGGCCUUAAUUCAGCAUUUCAUUGAAUAUGGAAAAGGUAAAGAGGAAAUGGCUAAAUUGGCCUUGACCAUUUGUGUGACCCUUAAAAUUGAGGAUAAGGUUGUUUGCCAAGGAAUCAUCAACACCUACAAGGAUGAAUUUGUCGAAGUUGUAUCUCAAUUGGCCUUCUCGCCGACGGAAAUUUGUGGUACAAUUCUAGGAGAUUCGUGUGCCGAAGUUUACAAUCCACUUCACAAUUGGACAAUACCCUUAACCCCAAUCCCUAAACCACCAGUUCCCACUCCACCCUCUGGACGUACAGUCGAUGUCCCCAAAACCAAGAUACUUCAUAUUUCCGAUACUCACGUUGACCUUCAAUAUUUGACCGGUGGUGAUGUUGAUUGUGGUUUACCUCUUUGCUGUAGAUCACCAUUAACUGUACACAAACGACGUCGAUACAAUAAUUCUGGAGCAGGUUACUGGGGAGAUUAUCGAGGAUGUGACAUUCCACUUCGAACACUUCAAGCGAUGCUUAAAGAUGUCCAACGAAACCACCAAGACAUUGAUUAUGUUAUCUGGACAGGAGACAUUCCACCUCAUGAUGUUUGGAAUCAAACCAAAGAGGGACAAAUUAAAUUACUUAAGCAAAUUUCCACUCUAAUUAAUCAUUAUCUUGGUGAUAUUCCAAUUUAUCCCUCAUUGGGAAAUCAUGAAUCUGUUCCCGUCAACAGUUUCCCUCCGCCGUAUGUCAAGGAUUCAUAUUCAAUCUCAUGGCUUUACGAUACACUGACGGAAGUUUGGUCUCAAUGGCUUCCUCAAGACACUCUCAAGACAAUUGCUAAAGGUGGUUAUUAUGCUGUUAAAAUAAAACCUGGAUUAAAGUUAAUCUCAUUGAACAUGAAUUACUGUAAUAAUCUAAAUUGGUGGUUAUUACUUAAUUCAACUGAUCCUGCAGAUGAAUUAACUUGGUUAAUUAAUGAGCUUCAAGUUAGUGAACUGGCCGGUGAAAAGGUUCACUUAAUUGGACAUAUUCCUCCAGGAUCAAAUGAUUGCCUUCAAGUUUGGUCUCGUAAUUAUUAUCGAAUCAUUAACCGAUUUGAAUCAACAAUUACCGCACAAUUUUUUGGUCACACUCAUCAAGAUGAGUUUGUCCUUUUCUAUGACAUUGAAGAUAUGAUCAACAAUAAAGGAUCAUCCCAAUCACCAUUUAGUAACCUUCGACCCACUUCAAUUGGUUAUAUUGGACCAAGUGUAACAACCUUUGGUGGGGUCAAUCCAAGCUACAGGGUUUACUCAAUGGCCACCAAUCAAACCGAUUGGCCUUACACAAUUGUCGACACGGAAACUUAUUUCCUCAAUCUAACCCAAGCGAAUACCGAUCCCAAUGGUGUAACAAAAUGGAGCAACUCAUAUUCACCAUUAGAUGAAUACAAUUUAACUAAUUUAGAUCCAUCCGCUUGGAAUAAUUUAGUCAUCACAAUGGCCUCUAAUGACACUCUAUUCAAUUCAUUCUUCGACAAUUACAAUGUUAAAUCCGAUUUUGCAUCUCCUUGUAAAGAGAAAAAAUGUCGAUUCGAUUUACUUUGCCGUCUAAUUUCAGGUCAUUCUCAUGACACCAGAAUCUGUGAUCAAUUUAUUGAUCAAUACGGUUCCAAAUUGUAAAUAAUCAAUGGACAAACAAUGAAACAGAAAUUGAAAACAACCACCGAUAAACAAAAUCAAACAACAAUUAAAUAAUUGCAAUUAACUCAAAUUCCAAAUAAUAACCAAACAAUAAGAUGAUAAUGACAAUGACUAUGAUCUUAAUCAUUAUCAUCAUUAACUAAUUAUCAAUAAUAUUAACAAAAAAGUCGCGAAACAAUUAACAAAUCACUCUUUGUAUCACAUUAAAGUGGACAAAGUGAUCUAAUCACCACAAUAAAAACGAAUGCAAUAAAAA